Messenger RNA from Fusarium odoratissimum NRRL 54006, 1146 nucleotides. RefSeq lists its product as uncharacterized. Lineage: Eukaryota; Fungi; Ascomycota; Sordariomycetes; Hypocreales; Nectriaceae. The record is from RefSeq and is a predicted model, not a curated record. The coding region runs from base 1 to 1146 and encodes 381 amino acids. The transcript has 2 exons.
AUGUUCGAGUCAGAUCGCCAAGAACUUCUGGAGUCAAGUCUCUGGAAACCACUUGAUAAGUGUCUGGGCUACAUAGAAGCGGGCGAUUAUUAUGAUGCUGAAGGCACGACUCGAUCACCGUAUUACAAGAGAGAUUAUCUGCCGGACACCGAGGUAGAAGAUUGGUUGUCUCAAAGUGGUCGAUUCGCAACUGACGCACGAUGCUCCCUCCGUGUGUUGAUGUGUGAGCGAUUGGACUUUGAGCGACUUGGUUUUGCCAUGAGCAAGCGUUCAUUCUUAUCAGCAGAGACUACAUUCGGCUUACCACCCGAAGCGCUACCGAUCCUGAAUCUCCAUCGAGGACAAUAUUACUCUAAUAUCAUGUGGAAUGAUGCCGACGACAAUGAGUCGAUGAGCUCUAUAGGUAAGCCAUUGGAAUUGGUUACACCAUACAGCAUGACAUUGAUGCGUAUUCCAGCCGUCACAAUCAAGGUCCCACAAAUGAUGGAAUUAGGAAACUUCGGACUUUCGCUCACCCAUAUUCUGAAGAGUGGCACUACAAUGGCCCUCAUACAUGGGUGGAAUAUGUGGACGAACACACUCCCCAACGGAAAUCGUGUGGAACCUCACCAUAUGAAAAUUGAGAAGCUGAUCAAAUCUACACACUCUCUUUGGACUCAUCCACUGCUGUUGCCGCUAGUUUUCCUACGUGAACACCUGUCGAGAGCCGAUAUGCAAAGUAGCAAACUAUCUAGAGAGGUGCAAACUAUUGAGAGAAAUCUUGGUAUCGAACGUACUGGCCGACUUGCUAUGAUUGACAUUGGUGUCACGGAUCAAAUGAAACAGCUUUUCGGGCAAGAAGAAAAAAGAACAGGGCUGAUGUCCGAACUGACUUCAGCAUCGACAGAUGUAUCCAAUGUGACGAGGGUUCUGAAGUGGGACAAAGAAUGCAUCCAGUUUCUUCAUCAAGUCAAAGGCCAAAUCGACAAAUGCCACGGCCGAAGUGCCAUCGCUCUGGACUCAGAGUUGUCUAGCCUGAUACAAUUUAUGUAUUGUCAUGUUGAAUCAGCUGGAAAUUUUACUGGUUUCUUGCACUCAAGACUGGAAACAGAACUGAAUGUGGUUCGUGAAAACCCAUCACUUGACAAAAAUCAAAGAGUAUGCUAA